AAGCCGCGGACCCUUUUUGCACUCUCACCUCUCACCUCUCACACAACACUUGGGGUGGACCCCAUGAUGUACGGGCUGUAUCACUCGACAGGUGCAAACAUAUUAGAAUUCUUUUGCUUCUACCUGAUUCAGAAUGUCGUCCCUGCUUUCAUCAUCAUCACCACGCAAAAAAGCUCUCCCCUACGCUAUCUGUGCAUUCCAGUCAUGAUAUGGAUCGCCAGCCGCUUCAUCCGCCCAUUUGGCUCUUCUGGCAGUCCCACAUGGUGCCAGGCCAUAACACAACUUGUCAUUGCGACUUUGCAGGCAACAAAUCUGUUGUUGCUCAAUCCUUUGGCCAACUCGGACAUCUCGUGCCGUGCAAAGAGCAUUCAAGACUUUGGAUCUAGCUUGGUCGCAGGCUUUCGCUUACUUGCUCAAACUCGCGCUGUCAAUACAGACCGGCAGGUGAAGAAUGUACCCUCCCAUCCAAAGUAUUACCUGCGGAGGGGUAUGCAGGUCCCAACACGGGCUCGAUUUUUGCUGCGACAGCUAGCAAUCAUCAUAUGGCAGUGCUUGGUGCUAGACGUCGUGCAAACGGUGUCGCUUCACAAGGCUAGGGAGCGUGCUCUACAGGAGCCCGCAUCGUUGGAAAUCGAAUGGAUUGUGCCAAAGGCACAAUGGGCAGAGCGAAUAGCUACGCAUCUGUCUAUCUGGUUUGUGGUAAAUCGUCUAAUCACUGAUCUUGCGUAUCGAGUGCUGUCAAUAUUCUUCGUCGGGAUCGGUCUCGAUUAUCCUGCAGACUGGCCACCAGCCUUUGGGAGUAUGGCCGAUGCAUUUACAUUGCGCAACUUCUGGGGGAAAUUCUGGCAUCAAUUCAUGCGUCAACCCUUCACUUCUAUCGGUAACUUCGUCGCACGAGAUGUUUUGAAUCUCACUCGAUCUUCAAUACUGGAGCGAUACACAAAUCUUUUCAUUGUCUUCCUUAUUUCUGCAAUAUUCCACGUCAUCGUCGAUAUACUGCAAAGCGUUCCUAUGGAAAAGUCCGGCUCGAUGCCAUUCUAUUUAACCUUCGUCCUCGGGAUAAUGCUCGAAGAUGGUGUACAAAAUAUUUGGAAGCGGGUACAAAUACCAGAUAACUGGCAAGAUCAGGUGAAACAACCAUCAGGCAUCGUGCCACCGUGGAAGCGAGCUGCUGGGCUGGUAUGGGUCAUUCUAUGGCUUGGGGUCACCUCGACAUGGUACUUUACUCCGAUGAUUCAAUCCACGAAUGAUGAUCUGCGAGUGAUUCCUUUCAGCUUUGCGAAAUAUAUUGGCCUGAAGUCACUCAUAGGCCUUAUCGUGGGUAGUGGAGUUGGCAUUGCAGUUAUAUUUGAAGUUGAGGUUUGA
Penicillium concentricum is the source of this 1365-nucleotide messenger RNA. RefSeq names its product wax synthase family protein. The transcript is spliced from 2 exons. The record is from RefSeq and is a predicted model, not a curated record. Gene Ontology annotation, biological process: lipid metabolic process. Lineage: Eukaryota; Fungi; Ascomycota; Eurotiomycetes; Eurotiales; Aspergillaceae. The annotation marks the transcript as partial.